Messenger RNA from Scaptodrosophila lebanonensis, 4085 nucleotides. RefSeq lists its product as uncharacterized. Gene Ontology annotation, cellular component: nucleoplasm; ribonucleoprotein complex. Lineage: Eukaryota; Metazoa; Arthropoda; Insecta; Diptera; Drosophilidae. The transcript is spliced from 3 exons. The record is from RefSeq and is a predicted model, not a curated record. Gene Ontology annotation, biological process: regulation of RNA splicing. The coding region runs from base 447 to 3617 and encodes 1056 amino acids. Gene Ontology annotation, molecular function: RNA binding.
UGUUGUUGCAGUUAUAGUUGUUUUUGUUGUGCCUGAUCGACCAAUCGUAUUAAGCUGCAUAAUCGCUUUCCAAUUACGUUCGAAAUGAUCAACGGGUUUUCGCGCAUUUCUUUUUGCAGAAAGCAGUUUAUGUUUCUUUCGCAUGGAUGCCAGCAUUUUGGUAGCUAAUUGAGUGCGUCUAAUGAGGAAAUCGAAACGCACUUUAAGCGCAUUACAACAGCUGGCGGUUUCACGGCUCACUGCGGGCGUGUGAGUCCCCGUCGGGAAGGCACCCACUAGCAUAGAUUGUUUGCGAUGGAGCAACUUGCUUGAACUGACCCAUGGAGUAGCCGAAUUAAUGAAGCUCUCACCAUUUGCGGGCCACAGCUAAUAGCAACAAUCAAAAUCAAUCAGAAAGAAAGCAAAAACCAAAUCAUUUUACAAAUAAAUUGAAUAAGUAGUUCAAGAUGAGUGUGAUUAUUCGUUUGCAAAACUUGCCGUGGACGGCAAAUGCGCGCGACAUACGCAAUUUCUUCACGGGCCUCUCGAUUCCGGAGGGUGGUGUUCACAUUAUUGGCGGAGAAAUGGGCGACGCAUUCAUCGCUUUCAGUACGGACGAGGAUGCCCGCUGCGCCAUGCUAAAGGAUCGCGAAAAGUUAAUGGAGGUACAGGUGCGAUUGUUGCUCUCAUCUCGAGCCGAAAUGCAAAAGGUUAUUGAGACGGCGCGUAAGAAGGCUAGUGUGCCGACUCCCAUAACUGUGGCUGCCGCCGCUCCUGCGGCUCUACCACAGGCCCCACAGCCGCCGGUCAUCGGUGGCUUGAAUAGUUUUCUGCCGCAGAACAGCAAACAGGCGCCCCAGCCCUCAUAUUUGGCCGCCUAUCAGCAGCAGGCCGGUGUAAAGCUAUCGGAUGUCAUCAUUGUUGGUUCCAAGUCACCUGAACGUGGACGGCACGGCCGCAGUGGCCGUCAACGCGGUCGCAGCCGUAGCCGCAGUCUCAGUCGCAGCCGCUCCUCCAGCUCUGAUGACAGCUUCGAUAGUAGGGACCGCGAGCGCGCACGUAAGCGUCGCUCCGAUCGUGCCGAUAGCAGAGAACGGGUGGCAAAGUCGCAGUCCAAUAUAAUGCCCUGGGCUCUGGGUAGCACUCCGACUACAGUAACGACCGGUGUGGAUCCGCUGGCGGCGCUGAAAAUGACAACUGCGGGGGGUGGUGUUGGUUUGCAGGGACUCUCGCCACUCCAGCCGGUGGUGUUGCCAAGCUAUACUACCAACACCACCACCAACAAUUACAAUCUAAGUGUGGGCAGCAAUGCUGGCGCCACCCUGCCACUUCCCAUGCUGGCGGCACUGAAGGCAGUGGCUACCGGUGGUGUCAGUAGCGGCGAUGCCAUUACAGCUCAAGUCCCUGGUGUCGGCCUAAAGCCGGCCGCGAGCCUCUACCCAACAUUAUCGGAGCCACAGAAGUCAGGAGCGGUGGCUGCCACGGCCCCCGCAGUCAGCACUCAAGAGCCAAUUGCCUUUGCCAAUGUGAAUCCAUAUGCCCAGAUGUAUCCGCAGCUGUUCCAACAGCAGCAACUGCUGCUCCAACAACAGUCCUCGCCCAAGGCAUCAGCUAGUGUGCCUGCUUCUCAGACCAAUUGUCCCACCGCCGAGACCUGUUAUGUGAAGAUCAGUGGCAUGUGUCCAAGCACUACAUACAGCGAUUUGCGCAAAUACUUUGCUGGCCUCUAUAUACCACACAACGGGAUUCGCUUUUGCAACCCGAAUGGAGCACGCUCGGGCGUCGCCUACAUAGAGUUUUCGAGGGUUUCGAGUGCCCAGAAGGCGUUGGCUCGCAAUAAUACCAUGUUCCGGGAUCGCCAGGUCCAAAUAGUGCCCGUCAGUGAUGAUGAAUUCGAGCAGGCAGAGUCGCGCAGCAAUAGUGGUGGUGCUGGCCAUAUUAGCAGCGGUGGUGAAGGCAGCCAUAAUAGAUCUCCUAUCGCCGACACGCCUAGCAAUGUACUCUAUGUGGAGGAUUUGCCACAGCUUACCACCGAGCAGGACAUCAUGAAAAUGUUCUCAGCCACAUACAGCAUUGUGGACAUCCUGCUGGCGCCUAGUCCCAACAAUCGACGCGAAUUUGUCGCUUUUGUGCUGUUCGCGCGUGAAAAUGAGGCGCGCUCUGCGCUAGAGGACACCGGAUGUCAUUAUAUUGGAUUCCGGCGAUUGCGUGUACGCGCCAGCUCCUCCACCGAAAUGCAGAGUGCCAAGGAGAAGCUGCGACGUGCCAAUGAGCAGUUGCUCAAGGAGGAACAGCUCAUGGAGGAGAAGGCCAAUGAGUUGUUGGCUCAGGCCAACAAUAGCUCGGAUGCCGUCUCCUCCAUCAAUGGAAUCUCAACAGGAGCCAAAUAUAAUGCAGAUCCUCGUCGACGUGCCGACAGACAACGGGAUCGGGAAUCGAAUGAAUCCAAAGCGUCAAUGCAGUCAAAUGCUCCUCCAGCUGUCAUGCCAAUGAACUCAGUUCCACCAUUUGUCAAUAAUAAUCUCCAAAAUGGUGGCAUGCCUCCUUUCGGCAUGAAUUCCCCCACGGGAAUUGGCAAUCAUGACCCCUUUGCCGUGAAUUUCAAUCACAAUAACCACAAUCAAGGACCCAGCAAUGGACCAUUCCAAAACAACAACAACAACAAUGGGCCAUUCCAAAGCAACAACAACAAUGGUCCAUUCCACAACAAUUACAACAACAACAAUGGUUCAAUGGACAACAAUGGACAGCUCCGUCGACGCGGCGAUGAGGACCACUUUGUUCGCGUCCACAAUUGUGAGUAUGGCACUCGCAUCAACGAUCUGGGUGAGUUCUUUAUGACUGAAAAUUUAAACAUCGUGCACAUUGAAAUGCUCUACAAUGAGCGCAACAUGCCGGCCGGUGAGUUCCUGGUGGAGUUCGCGGACAGCCAAAAUGCGAAGACAGCUAUUCGUGAGUUCCACAAUCGACGCUUUCGCGGACGCGGCCUCCGGGUCGUUCACAUAACACCACAGGAGAUUGCUGAUCGGCUGCGCAAACCGUUCAUGGACUAUGUGCCGGGUGGCAAUGGCCCCAGACAGAGCGAUAUCCCCUCCUCCACACAACAACAGCCACAGCAGCAACAACAAGAAAAGCAGCCGCAACAGAGCCGCCGUCGCGGUCCCAGUCGCUUCGAUGAUGCCAGCAAUCGCUCAAAUAAUAAUGAAGACAACGACAAUGCCAAGCAACCUCCACAGAAUCCCUUCAAUCCCUUCGCAAAGCGUCCAGUGGAGGAUGCUCCCGCGCUAGGUACUGCGGAUAUCAUCGUUCCAGCGGCCUUAUGUGGUGGUGGUGGUGGUGCUGCUGCUGCUGUUUCGAGUCCUCCCCUUGAUGAUGGUAUACCCGAUAAAUUUGAUCGUCCUGGCUGCGUGGUCGCCAUGCGUAAUGUGCCUUUCAAGGCCGACCUGAAGGACAUUUUGCGCUUCUUCAGCGACUACAAGCUCAGUCCCCACGAUAUUAUACGUCGCUUCAAUGAUGAGGGCAAACCAACUGGAGAUGCCCGCGUCGCUUUCGAGUCACCAGCCGAGGCGAGAUCAGCAUUUGAAUCCCGACGCCGUCGACAAAUAUUCAAUCGUAAUGUAUAUCUGGAGAUCAUUUAAGAUCUUUUUACCUCUCUAUAGACUCUAAAUAUUUUAAGUUACGCUACAAUUGUAAAUAUACAUAUAUACACACACCUCUCACAGAGGUCCACACUCGAUAGAUGAGUUGAAAGUUUGACGACAAGGCUCUGAGUACUGUCGCUAUAUAUCCAAAGCUUAAAAAUAUCAGACCCACAUUUAAUUAAUACAAAAAAUUCCCUAUUUUCAAGCGAUGAAAUAGGGAAUCCACACCUGUUAAUAGUUAAGCUAAGAAUUGGUUUAAUUUAAAAUAUGUUGGACUUUUAUGGUACUCCUCUUAGUAGAGAUGUUAACAAUUGUAUGUACAAGAAUAAUUCCAACAGAUAAAGAUCCACCUAAGAAUAUAUAAAUACUAUAUGAUUAUCUUAUGCUAAAAAUAAUCUAGAAUUUCCUUAAUUUUAUUUAUAAGUCUUUUUAAAAUUGCAAACCACUCUGUUUAGCCGUACAUUG